This is a messenger RNA of Catharus ustulatus (Swainson's thrush), 1089 nucleotides long. It is a transcript of the gene ZFAND1, whose product is annotated as zinc finger AN1-type containing 1. The transcript is spliced from 8 exons. Lineage: Eukaryota; Metazoa; Chordata; Aves; Passeriformes; Turdidae. Bases 40 to 849 code for a protein of 269 amino acids. Gene Ontology annotation, cellular component: cytoplasm; cytoplasmic stress granule. Gene Ontology annotation, biological process: cytoplasmic stress granule disassembly. Gene Ontology annotation, molecular function: zinc ion binding. The record is from RefSeq and is a predicted model, not a curated record.
CCGGCCCCGCCGCUUCUCCGCCUCCGGCGUGCGGCGGACAUGGCGGAGCUGGAGCUGGGGCAGCACUGCGGGGUGCCCGACUGCCGCCAGCUCGAUUUUCUUCCCUUUGUAUGUGAUGGCUGUUCAGGUGUCUUUUGCCUUCAGCACAGGAGCCGGGAUGCUCAUGGGUGUUCUGAGGUGAAUAUAAGAAACAGUUCUGUGAAACCUGAUCAGCAUAGAUCUUACCCAUGCUCAUACAAGGACUGCAAUGGAAGGGAGCUUUUGCCAGUGUUAUGUCCUUUCUGUGAGAAACAUUUUUGUCUCAGACAUCGUCACCAAUCAGACCAUGAAUGUGAGAAGCUGGACACACCAAAACCUCGAAUGGCUGCCACCCAGCAGCUUGUUCAACAUAUUAUAGAUUCUAAAAAAAGCGACGAAGUGAAAAGUAAAAAGCGUAAAGGAGCAAAAAACAGCGAGACAGCAGCAAAAGUGGCAUUAAUGAAACUGAAAAUGCAUGCAUGUGGGGACAAGUCCUUGCCUCAGACAGAAAGAAUUUACUUUCAAGUAUUUUUACCAAAAGGGAGCAAAGAGAAAAGCAAACCUAUGUUCUUUUGCAGUAAAUGGAGUAUUGGCAAAGUAGUAGAUUUUGCAGCUUCCUUAGCAAGCCUUAAAAAUGACAACAACAAAUCAACAUCCCAGAAACUGAGAUUAUGCCAUACUGCCUCUGGAGAAGCCUUGCCAUUUGAGCACACACUGGAAACAUGGCUAUCUGAUAAAGACUAUCCACUGUACAAUGGAGGGAAUAUAAUUCUGGAGUAUCUUGAUAAUGAUGUUCUAGUUAUAGAAGAUACAGAAUCCUACUUUAGUUAGUGAAUACAUUUUCACAAACAAAAAAAUCCAGUAUUUUUUAGAAGCAUGGAAUUAAACCAAGUCCAGUUUUCUUUCAAAAUCACUGAUAUGCCAGAAUCUGUCUUCCAUUGUAAAGACACAAUUCCCAUCAAUUUCUCAGUUGCUUGACUGCAGAAGAACUGUGUCCUGAAAGGAAAAUUAUAAUAACUAAUAUUACAGAUAUUCACAUUCUAGAAUAAAUUCUUGCUCUAUUGAACUGUA